GCGAUGGGCAAGUGGACUUUGAAGAGUUUGUGACGUUACUUGGACCCAAACUUUCCACAUCUGGCAUCCCCGAGAAAUUUCACGGUGCUGAUUUUGACACCGUGUUCUGGAAGUGCGACAUGCAGAAGCUGACGGUAGAUGAACUGAAACGGCUGCUGUACGACACCUUCUGUGAGCACCUUUCCAUGAAGGACAUUGAAAACAUCAUCAUGACGGAGGAGGAAAGUCACAUGGGGAACGCAGAGGAGUGUCCAGUUGAUGUGGAAACAUGCUCGAACCAACAGAUCAGGCAGACGUGCGUCCGGAAAAGCCUCAUCUGCGCCUUCGCCAUUGCGUUUAUCAUCAGCGUCAUGCUCAUCGCGGCCAACCAGGUUCUGAGAAGCGGGAUGAAGUAA
This is a messenger RNA of Notechis scutatus (mainland tiger snake), 395 nucleotides long. The record is from RefSeq and is a predicted model, not a curated record. NCBI's taxonomy places the organism in Eukaryota, Metazoa, Chordata, Lepidosauria, Squamata, Elapidae.